ACGCCACUGUUACAAAUGGCUACUGGUUGUAUCAUCGGUCUCCUGAUUUUCUCUCUCUCAAGGGAAGGCAGAGGGAGUCUGAUGGAAGCUUUGGGGCCGAAGCUAAAGCAAGCAUCGCUGUCCUGGCUCGAGGGUUUCAGAGACGCUUGUUGUCUCCACAGGGCCGUUAUCUACUGCCUCAGGUCGAGACAGCUCGCGAUCCGAACAGGGCAGUGUUUUCUAUUGAACGGUUUGAUUUUCUUAGGAAGUAUCCUUAUUUUAAACUCAGUCAUCAUUCCAACGCUACAAUGGAUAUUACCUGAGCAGUGCAUGCAGACGAGUUAUGGAGGACAAUGCUCAUUUGGAAGUGUUUUGAAAUUUUAUUCCUUCUUACGAUCUGGACUCCUACAGCUCUUCUAUGUUUCGUGGUUCUACCCUUUGUAUAUAUUCAGCUUUAUUCUAAGCAAUCUGUGGUAUAAUGACAUUGCUAAGUAUGGUUUUCUUGCAAUUGGAAAAUCCGGGCCUACUGCUGCAGAGGUUCAAAGCGCACAGGAGCAAUCUAGCUCACUGGAUGCACCUCAGAUAAAUAAAAGUACUGACCUUGGGGGGGUCAUGAUUGGAAUAGCAGAACAAGUCUAUUCAGUUGUCCUGUUGAGCAUCUUCUUCCUACAGGUAUAUGUUACAGGAUUUGUACCAUACAUUGGGAAGUCACUGAAUUUUCUACUUCUUUCAUGGAUGUAUGCCUACUACUGCUUUGAGUACAAAUGGAAUUUCACUGGACUGCGUUUGGACAAAAGGCUUGACUUCUUUGAAUCUAACUGGGCAUUUUUUGCUGGUUUUGGUAAUCCCUGUGUUUUGCCUAUGUUCUUUUUCUCUCCUCUUGUCAGCUAUGGGGUCAUGGCUAUACUCUUUCCACUGUUUGUUCUGACAGCAGCCGGCUCAGAUGCUGACAAACUCAUUACUUCACAAAGAAGAAAGUGGAAGGGUGAUGGUUUGGGAAGGCUUCCAAUAUUUUCUAUUGCAGAUUAUUUGUCGAUGAAGGUCUUAUCUUUCCUUCGACGCGGGGCACAAAUGCAAGACAGUAAGGAACUCUGAUAAGAAGUUUGACUUAAUGCGGGACUCUGCCCAUCAUAUAUAUAUUGAUAUCAGAUAUAUGUUCGUGAAAGCCAUAGUUUGAGACUUUCUGCUGAUGUUUUACAAGUGCAGCCAGCUCAAGGAGAGGUAACAGCAGCAGGAGCAGCAGCUUGGGGGGUAAGUAACCAUUCAGACAUUGAUGCAUACAUAGUGAAACAGUGGAGAAAGCCCUUCUUGCUCAAGUUACAUAGAUUGGUUCGUUGGCUUCGGUUGGAUGUGGGAUUUGACAUGUUUAUGCAUUUGAUAGAGAGGAUAUAAUAUGUUAAUUGAAUCCAUAUUUGUGCCAAUAUAGCAGAAUGUUUGGCCCUUGGUAUUUA
Molecule: messenger RNA, 1430 nt
Organism: Diospyros lotus (date-plum)
Lineage: Eukaryota; Viridiplantae; Streptophyta; Magnoliopsida; Ericales; Ebenaceae
Product: protein EI24 homolog
Exons: 12
Coding region: 16-1074 (352 amino acids)
Biological process (GO): macroautophagy
Cellular component (GO): endoplasmic reticulum
Source: RefSeq, a predicted model, not a curated record